This is a messenger RNA of Pistacia vera, 1629 nucleotides long. RefSeq names its product F-box/LRR-repeat protein 20. The transcript is spliced from 2 exons. Gene Ontology annotation, molecular function: protein binding. Gene Ontology annotation, cellular component: SCF ubiquitin ligase complex. Bases 129 to 1337 code for a protein of 402 amino acids. Gene Ontology annotation, biological process: SCF-dependent proteasomal ubiquitin-dependent protein catabolic process. The record is from RefSeq and is a predicted model, not a curated record. NCBI's taxonomy places the organism in Eukaryota, Viridiplantae, Streptophyta, Magnoliopsida, Sapindales, Anacardiaceae.
AAACUUCACACAAAAGCUCUUAUCUGAACCUGAGGGCCGGAUUAGGGUUAGGGUUUUUUAUUUUUAUUUAUUUUUCACAAUUAACCCUAAUCCCAAUUCUCAAUCUCCCUCUAAUCUCUCCCUAAUCAAUGGAUUUCGUUUGCAUUAAUGACAUGCUAAGAGACGAUGAGCUGCGAUCGAUUCUGUCAAGGCUUGAUGAUGACAAGGACAAGGAGAGAUUUGGUUUGGUGUGUAAGAGAUGGUUGUACUUGCAGAGUACGGAGAGGAAGAAGUUGUCCGUACGUGCCGGCCCACACUUGCUUAGAAAGAUAGCCGCCAGAUUCUCGCGACUUGUGGAAUUGGAUUUGUCGCAGUCUGUUUCGCGCUCUUUUUAUCCUGGUGUUACUGAUUCUGAUCUUGCUGUUAUUGCUGAUGGCUUUAAGUCCUUGAAGGUCCUCAAUUUGCAGAAUUGUAAAGGUAUUGCAGAUACAGGAAUGGUGUCGAUUGGAUGUGGUCUUUCUUCUUUACAGUCCUUGGAUGUAUCAUACUGUAGAAAGCUGACUGACAAGGGGUUGUCAGCUGUUGCUGAAGGCUGUCAUGACCUGCGGAGCCUGCAUCUUGCUGGCUGCAGAUUUGUAACUGAUGGGUUAUUACAAGCUAUUUCAAAAAACUGUUGCAAUUUAGAAGAGUUGGUCCUUCAAGGAUGCACUAACAUAAGUGACGUUGGUAUCACAGAUCUUGUAAAUGGAUGUCGAAAUAUAACUUUCUUAGAUAUUAACAAAUGCAGCAACAUUGGAGACACUGGGAUUUUUAGUGUUUCCAAGGCCUGUUCAGCUUCUCUCAAGACACUGAAGUUGUUGGAUUGUUAUAAAGUUGGAGAUGAUUCUUUAUUUUCUUUGGCCGAAUUUUGCAAAAAUCUUGAAACUCUAGUUAUUGGUGGUUGCCGGGACAUCUCUGAUGAGUCUUUAAAGUCACUGGCAGCUGCUUGUAAGAGUAGUUUAAAGAAAUUGCGGAUGGAUUGGUGUUUAAAUAUUUCCGACUCUUCAAUGAGCUGCAUCCUCACACAAUGCAGAAACCUAGAGGCUCUUGAUAUUGGGUGCUGUGAGCAAGUGACUGAUGCUGCCUUUGAGGGUUUGGGAGAAAUUGAAUUGAGUUUAAAAUUUUUGAUGGUUAACUGUCCAAAGGUUACUGUGGCAGGGAUAGGCAUGCUUUUGGACAGAUGCACCUCUCUGGAAUACCUUGAUGUGAGGUCCUGCCCACAUGUGACAAAGGUGGGUUGCGAGGAGGCUGGAUUGCAGUUUCCUCAAUGUUGUAAAGUGAAUUUUUUGGGAAGUUUGAAUGAGAUGGAUGUGUUUUGACAUCUGUCAAAAGUUUUCGAGAAAUUAUCCCCUGGGCUUACUUUGGGACAACAUAUGAGGUGUUGAACAUCGUCAGUCUCUUGCUCCUUUUGUACAUGUUAUGCUUCAAUCUUGGUUGUGUAGUAGUAGGGUGAUUUUAUAUGUUUAUCUCUCAAAAUGCAUAUGUAUAUUAUGCAAGUAUGUUGGAUUUUCUAUUUGUUUCCUCUUUAGAAGUGGAAUGUUGUAAUUUGUUCACUUGUUUCCAUAAAUUUGGUAUUUGGCAUCAUAAUAAGAUUCUGUUUAUGAUUCUUUA